This is a messenger RNA of Penicillium atrosanguineum, 720 nucleotides long. RefSeq lists its product as uncharacterized. The coding region runs from base 1 to 720 and encodes 239 amino acids. The transcript has a single exon. The record is from RefSeq and is a predicted model, not a curated record. NCBI's taxonomy places the organism in Eukaryota, Fungi, Ascomycota, Eurotiomycetes, Eurotiales, Aspergillaceae.
AUGUCCGGGAUACAAUAUAACUUCGCCAUAUUACCCCAUGACGACCACAGCGUUCGGCAAUGGGCUCCAAAAUUCAUCGAGUUCCGCCUGGACGCUCUCAAAGCAGCCCCUGCAAGCUUCUCAUCAUCGCAUGAAAAGGAAGCCCGCAUCUCCAAAGCAGAAUGGAUUUCACUGCUCUGCGAGCCCGCCUAUAGGGUGGUGGUCGGCGUUAUUCGAACAGAUGACCACCGUGCUCUCCCCGUAUGGGAGAGUGAGUGGGUAUUGAUUUCAAAUCUCUAUGGACCGCGCUGUCACCACCAACCUUACCAUGACAACGCAACAGACUGUCAAGAAUCGUCCUGGUACCUAGCAGCCUCCUUUGUUUCUCCUCUACACCGGCAAGGUGGCAUUUUACGUGAGGCAUACUUUGCUUGCGAGCGAGCAGCUGUAAGCGAGGAUAAAGAUUUAUUCCAAAAGCGACAACACGCUCAGCCUCUGCGCCUAUCUGGACAUCGAUCAAACCAAUUUAGAACGCGCAUACUGGCCACCAUUCAGUCUAAGGCUCCCGCCUUACUGAACUACUACCGAUCGGGUGGACUUGAAAUUUCACAUACACUCAUAGUGGGGGACCUUGCUCGAUGGGGGUGGGAAAUUGCGCUCAACCCUGAUGGGUUAGACAAGGAGGUCAUUGUGUUAGAGAAGAUUAUUGCAUGGGAGGCUGAGCCAUUGGGCCGGCUGUAA